This is a messenger RNA of Meloidogyne enterolobii, 738 nucleotides long. The record is from the annotation of a GenBank genome assembly. Lineage: Eukaryota; Metazoa; Nematoda; Chromadorea; Rhabditida; Meloidogynidae.
AUGACAAGCGAGUAUUCUGGGACUUUUGAUAUUGAAGAUGAUAAUUCUCCUGUUGGGGAGGUUAAUAGACAUAAAUUUUAUGGAUGGCAUACAGCAACGCUUAUAAUGAUUAUAAUAGCCUUGAUCACAGGCUUUUGUUCAAUUUGUAUAGGUGCUUGUAGUUGUGCUAUUCCGUCAUUAACUUUGAUUUUUACGACUACAAUUUUAUUAACUACUUUUCUUUCCUCUGUGGCUGAGGGUGUUUUCUUUUUCUUUUCACAUCGUGCUGAUAAUCGUUUUGUUAAAGGAAUUGUUGGCACUUAUGAACAACGUGUUGGUUUAGCUUUCUUUUUACAAAUGGGUGCAUGUUUCUUCCAUUUUAUCGCUUUCCUUAUUGCAAUGAUGGCUACAUUUUUUGCUUUUUCUUCCAAAAAUUCUUCAUUAAAUCAUGCACAUUCUUUAUCAGCAAAUUCGUUAAAAUCAAAUAUUACUGGAAUGGGAAGAACCACAAAUCUGUCUGAUCCAACACUCCGCCCACUCUUACGUCCAGCGCCCCCUCCACCUCCACAGUCUCAAUCUCGUCCUGGUUCUUCUACAGCUCUGCAAAAUUUUGAUUAUAUGGGACAUGAAGAAACACCCCAAGGAUCUCUUUCGCUCAAUUCUGGUGCACCUCCUCUUCCACCACAUAAUUUAAUGACAACACAACAGCAAUAUGCAUUUCCAUCAGCAAAAUCUUCAUCCCUUCGACACGAAUCGUGA